This is a messenger RNA of Monomorium pharaonis (pharaoh ant), 1887 nucleotides long. RefSeq names its product ornithine decarboxylase 1. The transcript has 9 exons. The coding region runs from base 478 to 1887 and encodes 469 amino acids. NCBI's taxonomy places the organism in Eukaryota, Metazoa, Arthropoda, Insecta, Hymenoptera, Formicidae. The record is from RefSeq and is a predicted model, not a curated record. Gene Ontology annotation, cellular component: cytoplasm. Gene Ontology annotation, molecular function: ornithine decarboxylase activity.
CAGUAUCGUUCUGACUUUCUCUCUGCUCAGAUCGAAGUUAAACGGAGUUUCUCACAUAUACGUGUAUCGUAAACGUAUUUUACGUUUUAAAUAAUUUGUGAAAUAUUUAUAUUCUACUUUUGCUAUACAUAAGUACAUGAGACGCGAUAGAGGAAUCGCUAAAAUUUAAAAACGCUACCAAAAUUUUUAAACCGUGAUAUAAUUAUUUUUUUACUGUUUACAUAAAGAAACGAGAAUUACUUCCCUGCAGGAUUCUAUCUGCGAUAGACUGGUCGACCAGUCUGUUCGUGGGUGCUUGAAUAACUCCGGCAACUGGAAGUUGGCCCUGAAUGCAGAGCCCCCGUGGCUUUGCUAGCACCCCCACAUUGAUCUUGUCGUAAUCCGCUUCCUUACGACCCACCUAACUAGCAUUGACAGCUGCCUCUUUGCUGCCUAGCACCUACAGAGUACUAAUUAAUUUAAUCAAACUCAAUCAACAUGAAGGUAACAAAUCUUGAUGAGCGUAUCCAUGUUUUGGACAGUGAGUCUAAUGUUAUGACCGUUAUCAAAAACAUUGCAAUGAGUGGUUUGCAAGAAGAAGCCUUCUACGUGUUGGAUAUAGGAGAUAUUGUCCUAAAGCAUCAAAUCUGGAAAGAAAAAUUGCCACGAGUCGAACCCUAUUAUGCUGUGAAAUGUAACGACAAUUUGAUUGUAAUUGAGGUAUUAGCAGCCCUUGGUACCAAUUUUGAUUGUGCAUCUAAGAAUGAAAUAAACAAAGUAUUAAGCCUUGGUGUAGACUCUUCAAGAAUUAUUUUUGCUAAUCCUGCAAAACCUGCUUCACAUAUUCGUCACGCUGCUGCAGUAGGAGUAGAAACUAUGACUGUAGACAAUGAAAGCGAGCUGCACAAGAUAAAGAAACUUUUUCCAACUGCCAAGAUCGUUAUACGAAUUCGUUGCGAUGCAGAAACGGCUCAAUGCCCACUCGGCAUGAAAUUUGGCUGUGAUCCGAUAUACGAAGCUCCUAAUCUAUUACAUCUUGCGUAUAACUUGGGCCUUAACGUGGUGGGCUUCAGUUUUCACGUUGGUUCCGGAUGUCAAGAUCCACCGGUGUUCUAUCGCGCUAUUCAUCAUUGCAAGAUAUUAUUUGACAUGGCUACUGAUCUUGGUUUCAAGCCGUAUCUCUUAGAUCUUGGUGGCGGUUAUCCGGGUAACAAAGGCACAAGUAUUGACAAAAUCGCAGAAGUUAUUAACAAAGCUCUCGAUGAUUACUUCAACACUGAUGCUGUUCACAUAAUUGCUGAACCAGGUCGCUUUUAUGUCGCAUCUGCAUUUACAUUGGCAACGAGUAUCCAUAGCAAACGUUCAAUACGCGGAGAUUCCAAUGCUGUUACGCACAACAUGUAUUACAUCAAUGAUGGUGUUUACGGAUCAUUUAAUUGUCUGUUGUACGAUCAUCAACACGUAACUCCCAUUCCUCUAAAGAACGGUUGUGGAAAGAUGAUUAAUUCGAGCGUAUGGGGUCCAACGUGUGACGGAUUGGAUAAAAUUAUUGAAAAUGUUAUGUUGCACGAAAUGGAUCUUGGUGAAUGGAUCAUUUUUGAAAACAUGGGGGCCUACACAUUGCCUGUUGCUUCACCAUUCAACGGAUUUCCUAUUCCUAAGGUCCAUAUUGUCGCUGAUGAACAAAUUUGGCUUUUAUUGAAAGAUGCUCUACCUUUAACUGAAGAUCACUUUGUUAUUGGUAAUACACCAGCUAAUUUGCGACUCGGACUAGACAUCGGUGGAAAUGAUAUUGAUCCGUGGAGGGUCGCUCAUCCAAUAGAAUUAGCACCAUCUGAAAUGUUAACCGACACUCAUAACACUCCGCCACAUUUUAUCUUUGAGUAUGUCGAAGCGCCACUAAAUUGA